ACUAACGUCGACAUUGGAUACCUACUCAACCUCUCCAUCCUAAACGCACCGAGCUCCAUACUCGCCGUCAUUGACCCCAGAAGAAUCUCCCCUCCUCCAAGUCAAUUCCUCUUAAAGCUAUUCACAAUGUCGGACGACGGUCAGGAGCUUGUUACCAAGCCUUUCAAGUUUGUCACUGCUUGCACUGACGCUCGUUUCCCCAACCAGAACCAGACCAAGCACUGCUGGCAAAACUACGUCGAUUACCACAAGUGCAUUCUCGCCAAGGGUGAGGACUUUGCGCCUUGCCGCCAGUUCUGGCUGUCUUACCGAUCUCUCUGCCCCUCCGGCUGGUAUCAGCGCUGGGACGAGCAGCGCGAGGCCGGAAACUUCCCCGUCAAGCUCGACGCCUAAGCCGACCCCGUAGAUUGGAUGGAUUAGUGGAUGUUGUUAGAAGAGUCAGAGCAGACACACUGCAAUUGUAUCAUUUGUGAUAUUGCUUUCAAAGCUAACCCCAAAUAUUGACUGUUGUGUUUUGAA
This is a messenger RNA of Fusarium oxysporum Fo47, 519 nucleotides long. Its product is annotated as cytochrome c oxidase subunit VIb. The coding region runs from base 127 to 393 and encodes 88 amino acids. Gene Ontology annotation, cellular component: mitochondrion; respiratory chain complex IV. The record is from RefSeq and is a predicted model, not a curated record. Lineage: Eukaryota; Fungi; Ascomycota; Sordariomycetes; Hypocreales; Nectriaceae. The transcript is spliced from 5 exons.